Molecule: messenger RNA, 2181 nt
Organism: Sipha flava (yellow sugarcane aphid)
Lineage: Eukaryota; Metazoa; Arthropoda; Insecta; Hemiptera; Aphididae
Gene: twin
Product: CCR4-NOT transcription complex subunit 6-like
Exons: 13
Coding region: 218-1936 (572 amino acids)
Biological process (GO): nuclear-transcribed mRNA poly(A) tail shortening
Cellular component (GO): nucleus; CCR4-NOT complex; cytoplasm
Molecular function (GO): poly(A)-specific ribonuclease activity; protein binding
Source: RefSeq, a predicted model, not a curated record
UUUAUUUAGCUCCUAAAGAGCUGUCUAGUGUCCGACUUUUACUUGUAUUGUAUUUUUUAAACUCAGUGUUGUGAAUGAUUUUUUUUUAAAUUAGUCAUCACCAAACCCGUUUUCCUCAAAUUACUUUCUACGUUUUAAGUAUAGAACAUUUGUCGGAUAUUUACAAAAACCAUUGCUUUUGGGCAAUACAAGUUUCAGAUUAUCCAGUUUGAUUUCAAUGAAUGAAUCAACAGAAGAAUGUUCUCCAUUUAAAGAUAGAAAAAAAAAAACUCAUAUGUCGCUUAAUGAUAAAAAACGACUUGCCCGUGAAAAGGCUGAGCAGUAUAAUAGUAAUGGCAGACCUUUACGUCAGUAUCACAUGCUCACUGCUGAAGAGGUUAAACAGGGAAAGGAAACUCAUUGGGAAGAAUUGGAAAUUAUUGGCAAUGUUAAAAGUCUAAGUUCAACCUUAUGGCAUAUGACAACUUUAACGGGACUCUAUCUAAAUGACAAUCAAUUAACCCGGUUACCCCCAGAUAUAUCAAAUCUUGUUAGUUUACAAUAUCUUGAUUUGUCUGGAAAUAAACUGCGAAGUUUACCUGCUGAACUUGGUGAAUUAAUUUAUCUCAGAGAAUUGCAUUUGGGAUAUAAUUUGUUGAGAUCAUUACCGCAUGAGUUAGGACGUUUAUUCCAACUGCAAGUAUUAGGGUUAGCUGGUAAUCCUUUAUGUCAAGAAGUAAUGAAGUUACAUAGUGAACCAAAUGGCACUCAUAGACUGCUUAUGUAUCUUUUAGAUAGCUUACAAGUGAGAGUACCCGUGCCUCCGGGAAGACCGUGGAUACCUCUAUCUAGACCAAACAAGAAUAUACCUUCUUGUCCUGUAACGGUGAUGUGUUAUAACGUUUUAUGCGAAAAAUAUGCUACCACUCAAAUGUACGGAUAUUGCCCAUCUUGGGCUCUUUCGUGGGACUACCGUAAAAAAGUUAUUUUAGGCGAAAUUCGUCAUUACACUGCAGACAUUAUUACUUUACAGGAAGUUGAAACGGAUCAAUUUUAUAAUUUCUUUUUACCGGAACUUAAAAAGGAUGGAUACGAUGGUGUAUUCUCCCCCAAGUCGAGAGCCAAGACUAUGUCCGAAAACGACCGUAAACGAGUUGAUGGAUGUGCAAUAUUCUACCGAGCGAUCAAAUUUACAUUAAUCAAAGAACAUUUGAUAGAAUUCAAUCAACUAGCUAUGGCCAAUUCGUGUGGUUCGGACGACAUGCUUAACAGAGUGAUGCCCAGGGACAAUAUUGGUCUAGCUGCCUUACUGAAAACUAACGAAACUGCAUGGGAAAACUCUCUACCAUCAGAAGUCCAACAGCCUAUACUCGUUUGUACUGCUCACAUCCAUUGGGAUCCAGAAUUCUGUGAUGUCAAACUUAUUCAAAUUAUGAUGUUAGCUAAUGAAUUAAACACUAUUUUGGAAGACGCUAAUCGAAAUUAUCGUUCUGUGAAUCACCAUCAGCCACCAAUACAAUUAUUAUUGUGUGGUGAUUUCAAUUCUUUGCCAGAUUCUGGGGUGAUAGAAUUUUUAUCUGCUGGAAAGGUAUCGUCAGACCAUCAAGAUUUUAAAGAUCUGCAGUAUAAGACUCUUUUACAAAAGAUUUCUACUUGUGAUAGACCAAAUGAGUUUAUGCAUUCAUUCAAGUUAUCCUCUGCUUAUGAAAACAUUAUGCCUUUUACAAAUUAUACAUUCAAUUUCAAAGGAAUCAUUGAUUAUAUAUUCUACACUAGGCAGACAAUGACUCCACUUGGUUUGCUUGGUCCAUUGGCUCCUGAAUGGUUUAAGGACAAUAAAGUUCUUGGUUGUCCACACCCUCAUAUACCAUCUGAUCAUUUUCCAUUAUUAGUAGAAUUUGAAUUGUCACCAAACGCACACCAAAACAAUUCUAACGGGUUGAUUGGUCGUAGAUAGCAAGGUGAAAGAUUGAGAAUUAUGAAAAAACAUUAACCACCAAUAAUCAAUGUACGUACGUGUUACAAAUCCUUGACACAAUGUACUAUCAGUUAAUCAUUUUAGUUACUGUAUCUUUCCUUUGUGUCUUUCUAUCAUAUCUCAUUGGCUUCAUAUGCAGAUAAUCUGUUUCUAAAAGAAUCCCAUGACUACUUUAAGCUUUUCUCAUUAUUUUUUUUUUCAUGAACAAAUAUAUAAAACUUAAG